This is a messenger RNA of Lentinula edodes (shiitake mushroom), 978 nucleotides long. RefSeq lists its product as uncharacterized. The transcript has a single exon. The coding region runs from base 1 to 978 and encodes 325 amino acids. The record is from RefSeq and is a predicted model, not a curated record. NCBI's taxonomy places the organism in Eukaryota, Fungi, Basidiomycota, Agaricomycetes, Agaricales, Omphalotaceae.
AUGAGAAAGAGGGCGCUAGUAACAUCCGCCACCCAAGUGCAAGUCAUAGCCACCGCCGACGCCGAAAAAGAGCAUCUAGUGGGGACCCUGAACAACUUACUUCCAGAGCUCAGCAAAGCCACGGACAGAGUCGCAAUCAUAAAGGUGAAAUUCGAGAAUGGGUUCGCCUCGCCCAAGGAACGACUUCGUGACAUCCAUUCCAGCAUCAUGAAGAGUAUCGAAAUCCUGCGAUUAGUUUACUGCGACCUUCAGUCUCUCCUUCGAAACACAGAAGAUAUUAUGCAUGAUUCGAAUUUGCAUUGUGUUUUGAAUGAGGGGGGAGUGGCUCUUGCUACGAUGUCUACAUAUAGAGAGACGGAGGACGGGCUGCGAGCGUUUUGUAGCAAGGUUGAAGAGUACGCGGAUCAAGUGAAAGAAGAAGAGAUACAAUUGGCGAAGGGUCUGCGAGCUCUUUGGAAUUUGAAGGAUAAAGCGGAGAGAGUUUUGCAGAACCCGGGUACCGUGAAGAACGCGGCUCUAAAGAGGAUGCUGAACAAGAUAUCAGAGGUAUUGGAUGAAGUCACCGAUGCCCUCGAACUAACAAGAAUGUGGAUUGCGCUCCAAUGGACAUCAUGGCAGGAAGAAAUACGUAUUCACUUGGCGUAUGAGGUUCAGAGCGAUUUCGAACAGCGUCAAGAGGAUCUCGAGAGGUGGAAAGCAUUACUGCAAGGAGAAGAACAUGCCGAUAUCGCUUGGAAUGCAGUGAGACAAACGAUUGCAACUGCUCAAGAAGGCUUGAAGAAAGCAUGGACAGAGGUCGAAGCUGUUCAACUACGCCUUGUAGUGGAUGUGUACGAGACCCGAUCGAUACCGGCUGCAGUGGAAGAGCUUGGAGAUAUCAUUCGGGCGCUGUUGGAUGUCAGAACAAAGAUACUAGCUGGGUUUGGCAAGAAAACAGUCAGCUACAAUUUAAACGAAGUCCUUGCACUCUUACCUUGA